CCAUACAUCAUCUUCUCAGUUUCAAAACAAAAGUUCAAAGCCAAAAGAAAUGGCAGAAAGUGUAGUUACCUUCUUGCUCGACAGGCUCACCUCCUUGAUUGAACAGGAGGUGAGGCUAUUCUCAGGGGUCCGAGCCCAGAUCGAGGAUAUAAUCGAUGAGUUGGAGCGCAUUAAGGCCUUCUUAAGAGUUGCUGAUGCAAAGGAAGAUGACGACCCUCAGCUCAAAGUGUGGGUCAAACAAGUCAGAGAUGUGGCUUAUGAGAUUGAAGAUGCGCUUGAUAAAUUCAGGCUGUCCCAUUCACAUGUUCAUAGGCAUGGAUUCCAUGCAUCCCUUCGUAAGCUUUCUCGCAUCAUCAAGAAAUUAAUAGCCCGGCGACAAAUUGCUGGUGAUAUCCAAACCAUCAAAUCAAAGAUCAGAAGCCUCUCCGAGGGACAUGUCAAAUACAAGCUUGAUGUUGACCCUGGCUCAAGCAAGGCUCGGAAGCCUUGGUUCCGUCAAGGCGAUGCCCUUUUGCUGGAAGAGGCUGAUCUGGUGGCAAUCGGUGAGCCCAAAAGGCAGCUGAUUGAGUUGCUUAUGGCGGGUGAAUCUGGACGCCAGGCAAUCUCGGUGGUUGGGAUGGGAGGACUGGGGAAAACGACCUUGGUAAAGCAAGUGUACGAGGAUGCAAGAGUUCAGAAACGUUUUAAGGUACAUGCUUGGAUCACUGUUUCUCAACCAUUCAAGAUAAAGCGGCUCCUAAGACACGUAGUUCAGAAAAUCUUCCAAGUUAUCAGGAAACCAGUCCCUGAAGAAGUUGAUAGUAUGAACACCGACCAGCUAAGAGAGAGAAUCAAAAAAUUACUGCAGCAGACCAGGUACCUGAUUGUUCUAGAUGACCUUUGGAACAACGAUGUGUGGGAUGCCAUCAAUCAUGCACUGCCCCACAACGGUAAUGGUAGUCGUGUAAUGAUCACUACCCGUAAUGCUGCUGUAGCCUCUGCCUCUAGCAUGGAAAACCACGGUAUGGUCUACCAUUUAGAGCCCUUGUCUCCAGAAGAGUCUUGGACUCUUUUCUGCAGGAAGACAUUUCCAGAAAACUCAUGUCCGCCCAACUUGGAGGGAAUUUGUCAAAGUAUCUUAAGGAAAUGCGGGGGACUGCCCCUUGCAAUUGUGGCAAUCAGUGCUGUUCUGGCUACAAAAGACAAGAGAAACAUAGAGGAAUGGGCUGCCGUUUCUGGAAGCAUUGGUGCUCAAAUUGAGGAAAAUGGCCAACUUGAUAACAUGAAAAAGUUGUUGUACCUCAGUUUCAGUGACUUACCAUACCAUCUCAAGUCUUGUUUCUUGUAUCUAAGUAUCUUUCCCGACCUCUAUCAAAUCGACCAUAUGAGAUUAAUUCGAUUAUGGAUGGCUGAAGGAUUUGUUAUUGAAAGGGAAGGAAAGACACCAGAAGAAGUUGCUGAGAGUUACCUGAAGGAGCUAUUGGACAGAAGUUUGAUCCAAGCAGCAGAAAUAGCAACUGACGGGAGGGUCAAAUCAUGCCGGAUCCAUGAUCUUUUACGGGAGAUUAUCAUCUCGAAGUCUAGAGAGCAAAACUUUGCAGCAAUAGAGAAAGAGCAAGGUACUAUGUGGCCGGACAAAGUUCGACGCCUGUCAAUUUUUAACACAUUGCAGAAUGUAAUACCAAAGAGGACCCCUUCUCAUCUACGCUCGCUGCUCAUUUUUGGGGUAGAAGAUUCACUUACUGAGUUUUCGAUACCAAAAUUGUUUCCUAAAGGUCUUCCGCUGCUUACGGUAUUAGACUUGCAAGGUGCACCUCUAGACAUGUUUCCAAGAGAGGUUGUCAACCUUCUUCUUCUCAGGUAUCUUAGUUUGAGGGAUACCAAGGUGAAACAAAUCCCAAGCUCCAUCAGGAAGCUUCAAAACCUAGAGACCCUGGAUCUUAAACAUUCUCUUGUUGUUGAGUUGCCUCCAGAAAUUUUGAAUCUCAAGCGCCUUCGCCAUCUCCUGGUGUAUCGGUAUGAAGUUGAAUCUUAUGCACGCUUUAAUUCCAGAUUUGGAGUUAAGGUUCCUGCAGGAAUAUGUGGCUUGCAGUCGCUCCAAAAGCUGUGUUUUAUUGAGGCAAAUCAUGACAAUGGUGCUUUAAUGGCUGAACUUGGCAGAAUGAAUCAACUGAGGAGGUUGGGCAUUUUCAAGUUGAGGACAGAAGAUGGGGUCACCGUGUGCUCAUCGGUUGAAAAGCUGACCAACCUUCGCUCGCUGUCUGUAUCUUCUGUGGAGAAGGAGAUGAUAAUUGAUCUGACACAAAUUUCUUGUCCUCCACAGUUCCUUCAGCGACUAUAUUUGACAGGGCGUUUAGAAAACUUACCGCACUGGAUUUCUUCUCUUCAUAACUUGGUGAGACUCUUUUUGAAAUGGAGUCGGCUAAAGGAGGAUCCUCUGGUACAUCUCCAAGGUUUGCCAAAUCUGGUACAUCUUGAACUGCUUCAGGUUUAUGAUGGAGAAUGCUUGCAUUUUAAGGAAGGAGGGUUUCCAAGUCUAAAGCUAUUAGGUAUCGACAAAUUAGAAGGAGUGGAAGAGAUUAUCAUAGAUGAGGGAGCAAUGCCCUGUCUAGAAAAGUUGAUAAUCCAGCGCUGCAACUUGUUGAAGAAGGUCCCAUCAGGCAUCGAGCAUUUAAAAAGUUUAAAAUUGCUAGAAUUUUUCGAUAUGCCAGAUGAAUUGAUCCAGUCACUACUUCCUGAUGGUGGAGAAGAUCAUGGGAAAGUUGCUCACAUUCAAGCAGUUUACUAUUCCUAUUGGAGAGGUGGGGGUUGGGAUGUGAAUUCAUUAGAGAUCAUUCAUCCAGCAACUUCUUCUGCCAUGAGGAGGCUUGAACCUAAUAUCCUAUGGAAAGCAUAGUUUAGGUUACUGCCUAUAAUUUAUUUAUUUGCUUUAUCAUUCCUGGAAGGAGAAUUCAACCUUGCGACCUCUUCCAACAUUGUGGACGAGAGAUAACACUAGAGCAAUAGCAAGUUGGUGGCUCUGGCCUAUGAUCAAUAAUUGUAAAGAAAUCUAUCAUGAAUUCAUGAUUGAGCUUCUACUACUGCUUGUAACUUUAAUAAUUCAUGAAUUC
Molecule: messenger RNA, 3089 nt
Organism: Malus domestica (apple)
Lineage: Eukaryota; Viridiplantae; Streptophyta; Magnoliopsida; Rosales; Rosaceae
Product: disease resistance protein RPM1-like
Biological process (GO): defense response to other organism
Molecular function (GO): ADP binding
Source: RefSeq, marked provisional